This is a messenger RNA of Galleria mellonella (greater wax moth), 1429 nucleotides long. RefSeq lists its product as uncharacterized. Lineage: Eukaryota; Metazoa; Arthropoda; Insecta; Lepidoptera; Pyralidae. The record is from RefSeq and is a predicted model, not a curated record. Bases 674 to 1339 code for a protein of 221 amino acids. The transcript has 4 exons.
GUUGCGAAUAUAAACACUAAUUUCCUUUUGUCUUUAAAUCUGUUCUAUAUGCUAAUUUUCUGUCUUAUUUUUAACCGAUCACUUAUAGAACAAUAAUAUCGUAAUAUUCAUGCCUGUUUAUUUGCCACAUCAUGAGAAAAGAAUAUCUAGACGAUUCUGUAAAUGGGAGUUAUUUAAGAAAAAAAUAUAUGAAGGUUCUUGAUACGAGCAGUAGAAGCAAAAACAAUAUUUUUUUAGAAUUUUUGUCUGUCUAAAUAUUUUUUUUUUAAUGGGUGAAAAUGGUAUGGUAACCCCGCCUGCGCUAACGGUAUACGCUGGCGGAGCACCAGUGAAGGGUGAUAGAUGAAAAUGAAAACAGGCCAGUUAGCCCAUCAUGAAUUAUCAUCAGAAAUUAACCAUGAUAGUUUCCAGGGGCAACCGCGAGGAGGUCGACCUGGUUGGGUAUAUUGCUAGCAAUGGGAUUCUCAGUCUCCAUUACUAACAUACCCUUUCCCCCCUUGUCUAAAUAUUUGUUCUGGCAUCACGGAAAUACUACUUGCAUCGAUUUUCACGGUCGUGAAAAGCUAACUUAAAAACUAUUAUUAUCAUUGGGCAAAAAGCUAUUAAUAAAUAUAACGGUACAAUAAAUUUCCUGAACUUUUAGGAAAUUAUUGGAUAAAAACCCAAUAAAUACAUGACUUACAGAUUUAUAGAAAAAUUACAAAAUGAUGUACUUGGCUAUCUAAUUAAUAUCUAUCACUGCGAUUAUGCCACGUUUGUUUUUAUUAUUUUUCUAUCUUUACAUAAGCUAUUUGUGAUUUUUUUUACUACAGGCAAUUGGGUGGAGGAUAAGACCGAAUGUCCCAAAGGUGGCACGUUAUAUUUCCCGCCCAAAGACAUUAUAGACAAAGAAAAAUUGAAACCAGAGUCGAGACAACCUGAUUUCAGAUUAAAUAAAUUAAACAGUUUACAGGGUAACGUAUCUGCAAUAAUACGUCACGAUACCCACGACACCUGUGCAAACUUCGCUACCAUCACUGAUCUUGUCUACAACCAUCUACCAAAGCCGUUGUGCGGCCCUAUUCAACGAUAUUACAAGUGGAGUGCUCAUCAAUUUUACCCUCAGCCGGAUCUAAUGAAAUGUUUCUCUGUACAGGGAAAUGUCACUGAAUGGGGCUUGAAGAAAUUCAAACAGCACGAGUGGGCCUGCACCGAUGUCUCUGACUAUACAUCCACUCUGUACGAAGAUACCUACUUACCGCCACAACCUCAUCAAUAUCUCCAAAAAUGUGAACGAAGGGCACGAAAUUCGAGCUUCACAAAAAGUUUCAGAUUUAAAAUGACAAAACCAAAACAAUGAUAACAUCAAGAAUCAUUUUCUCUUCACUUUUUGCAUAAAUUACGAGUCUUUAUAAUAUCACAUUUUGUUCGACAAGAGGACAGUGACGUC